Messenger RNA from Micropterus salmoides (largemouth bass), 2062 nucleotides. RefSeq names its product pescadillo (gene pes1). Gene Ontology annotation, biological process: maturation of LSU-rRNA from tricistronic rRNA transcript (SSU-rRNA, 5.8S rRNA, LSU-rRNA); ribosome biogenesis. The coding region runs from base 1 to 1743 and encodes 580 amino acids. The transcript is spliced from 15 exons. NCBI's taxonomy places the organism in Eukaryota, Metazoa, Chordata, Actinopteri, Centrarchiformes, Centrarchidae. Gene Ontology annotation, molecular function: RNA binding. The record is from RefSeq and is a predicted model, not a curated record. Gene Ontology annotation, cellular component: PeBoW complex; nucleolus.
AUGGGAGGUCUUCAAAAGAAAAAGUUUGAGAGGGGCUCUGCCACCAACUACAUCACCAGAAACAAAGCUCGCAAGAAGUUGCAGCUGAGCCUCCCGGAUUUCAGGCGACUGUGCAUCCUUAAAGGCAUCUACCCUCAUGAGCCCAAGCACAAGAAGAAGGUGAACAAGGGCUCUACGGCCGCGAGGACCUUCUACCUGCUCAAAGACAUCCGCUUUCUGCUGCAUGAGCCAAUCGUUGCAAAGUUCAGAGACUACAAGGUAUUUGUACGCAAACUCAAGAGGGCUUAUGGAAAAACAGAAUGGUCUGCAGUGGAGAGACUGAAGGAGAACAAGCCGACCUAUAAAUUGGACCACAUCAUCAAAGAAAGGUACCCCACCUUCAUUGAUGCUCUCCGAGAUAUCGACGAUGCCCUCUGCAUGUGUUUUCUCUUUUCCACGUUCGCCCGAACAGGAAAAUGCCACGUUCAGACAAUCCAGCUGUGCAGACGCCUCACUGUGGAGUGGAUGAACUUUGUGAUUACAUCUCGUGCUCUCAGAAAGGUUUUCAUCUCCAUCAAGGGAAUAUAUUACCAAGCUGAGGUGAUGGGACAGCUCAUUACCUGGUUGGUGCCAUAUCAGUUCGCCCAUGAUCAUCCAACAGAUGUCGACUACAGAGUAAUGGCAACGUUCACAGAGAUGUACACCACUCUCCUGGGGUUCGUUAACUUCAGACUCUACCAUUCCCUCAACUUGGUCUACCCACCAAAGUUGGACAGUAAAGCAGAAACGGAGCUGAAGGAAGAGGAUGAAGCCGACUAUGCCAUGAAUUCAGAAAGCUACUUGGAGAAACUGUCAGCUCUGAGUGCCAGUCUGGCGCGGGUGGUUUCAACUGCAGAGGAGGAGGAGGCUGAAGUCGACCAGUUUCCUGCUGACGGGGAGGACAUGGAAAAUAUGGAGGCCAGGGAAAAGGAACAGAAACAGCAGGAAGCUCAGAAAAAGCUUUUUGAGGGGCUCAAGUUCUUCCUCAACAGGGAAGUGCCCAGAGAGUCGCUGGCGUUUCUCAUCAGGUGUUUUGGUGGUGAGGUGUCCUGGGACAAGUCAGUUUGCAUUGGUAGCACAUACGAGGUGACAGAUGAGACCAUCACGCAUCAAAUUGUUGACAGACCCAACAUCGACAAACAGUAUAUCAACAGGUACUACAUCCAGCCUCAGUGGGCAUAUGAUUGUGUCAAUGCCAAAAUCCUCCUGCCUGUGGAGGACUACUUCCUUGGAGUGACUCUGCCUCCCCACCUCUCUCCAUUUGUGGAGGAGAAGGAUGGAGACUAUGUGCCCCCUGAAAAACUGAAGAUCAUGGCCUUACAACGAGGAGAAAAACCUGCCCAGGAACAGGAGGAUGAGGAGGGUGAAGAUGAGGAGGGUGAAGAUGAAGAGGAGGAAGAUGAUGACAACGAAGAGGAUGAAGAGGAAGAGGCAGAAGAGAAGACUCUUAAGAAGAUGGAAGAACAAAGGUCCCAGGGCAAGUCUCUGCAAGUCAAAGUGACGCCGGGGAAAGUGAAGGUAGAAAACCCAGCACGCUUGGAGCAGGAGGAGAAAGCAGAGGAGAAACGUCUGGCCAUCAUGAUGAUGAAGAAAAAGGAGAAGUACCUCUACGACAAGAUCAUGUUUGGAAAGAAGAGAAAAGUCCGAGAGGCUAAUAAACUUGCUGCCAAGAGGAAGGCCCACGAUGAUGCUGAGAAAUCAAAGAAGAAAAAGACGAGAAAAUGACUCAUCUGAUGAUGUAUUUAUCAGACUGACUUUUAAGUAUUUGUGCAUAACAGGUUCCCAUGUCAUAAAACCUCUAAGUGCAUUAGACAGCUCUGUGAGUGAGUUACGUGCACCAUGUGGGUGCAUUGACCUCUGCAUAAUUUCAAGCUAAAGCGCAGGAUGUGGCAUCUCCUAACUGUGUAAUUAUUAAUGUAAAAGUGUUUGCCUUUAUGUUUGUAUGAACUAUUCUACAUUACACAAUACUUCUUCCACUUUGUUUUAAAAUCUGUACUUGAAAUGGUCUGUAUUCUAAAUUAAACACAACCUAAUGAUCCUGUUA